Danio rerio (zebrafish) is the source of this 2489-nucleotide messenger RNA. RefSeq names its product calcium binding protein 39 like (gene cab39l). The record is from RefSeq and is marked provisional. Lineage: Eukaryota; Metazoa; Chordata; Actinopteri; Cypriniformes; Danionidae.
AUGUCUUUUGCAGAUAUUCGCGUUUGAGUCAGUCAGUGUUAAAUUCGCUCAUACACACAUUCCGCUGACGUUUAGCCCAGAGCGCGCGCACACACACACAGAAGAGAGAAGAGUCUGCUGGCGUGAUCAGGAGGACUGUCGCUUGCUAACACACACACAUAUACAAAACACCACAGCAGCCGCAGAAGAGGACACGAUUACAUCGCAGUGUUGUGAAGAAAGAAGUCUACGGCCGCUACCAUGCCACUCUUUGGUAAAUCUCACAAAAGUCCCACAGAAAUUGUGAAGACUUUGAAGGACAACCUCUCCAUCCUGGUCAAGCAGGACAAGAAGACAGAGAAGGCUUCAGAAGAGGUGUCGAAGUGUCUGGUGGCAAUGAAGGAGAUCCUGUACGGCACCAAUGAUAAGGAGCCGCACACAGAAACCGUGGCUCAGCUGGCCCAGGAGCUCUACAACAGCAGUCUGCUCAUCUCACUAGUGGAGAACCUGCAGGUCAUCGACUUUGAGGGUAAGAAGGAUGUCUGUCAGAUCUUCAACAACAUCUUGCGUCGUCAGAUCGGGACCCGCAGCCCGACAGUGGAGUAUUUCUGCUCCCAUCAGGAAGUGCUCUUCAUCUUACUCAAAGGGUAUGAGACUCCUCAGGUGGCGUUGAAUUGUGGGAUUAUGCUGCGCGAGUGUAUCCGGCAUGAGCCUCUCGCCAAAAUCGUCCUCCAUUCUGAACACUUCAAAGAUUUCUUCAGCUAUGUGGAGAUGUCCACAUUCGACAUCGCAUCUGACGCAUUUGCCACUUUUAAGGACCUGCUUACGAGACACAAGGCUCUGGUGGCUGAGUUUUUAGAACAGAACUAUGAUGCGGUUUUCGAUAACUAUGAGAAACUGCUUCACUCCGAGAACUACGUGACCAAGAGACAGUCGCUGAAGCUGCUGGGUGAGCUGCUCCUUGACAGACACAACUUCACGGUCAUGACGCGGUACAUCAGUAAACCAGAGAACCUGAAGCUCAUGAUGAACCUGCUGAGAGACAAGAGUCCCAACAUCCAGUUUGAGGCCUUCCACGUCUUCAAGGUGUUCGUGGCCAAUCCAAAUAAAACGCAGCCCAUCGUAGACAUUCUGUUGAAGAACCAAACCAAACUCAUCGACUUCCUUAGCAACUUUCAGAAGGAUCGCACAGACGACGAGCAGUUCAACGAUGAGAAGACAUACCUGGUCAAACAAAUACGAGACCUAAAGAAACCGGCCUCCUAAACUCUAGCUACUUCAGUAUUAGGAAAACAAACAAAACACACACACACACACAAAAAAUUAUAUUAACAAUAAUAAUUCUAUUUAAAAUCUCGACAGAUUUGUCUUUUCUUAGUUCUGAGGCUUACAAAUUCCUCAUCGUUGACGUUCUCCGUUUCUUAUUUUGCGUUUCCCCCUAUCGUGAUUUUGAUUUAAUCGCGAACGUUUUUGUGCCAUGAAUAGGAUGUUUUAAAAGUAGGAAUCAGCCAGUUUGAAUUGCAGGAAGAAUCGACUUCGAGAUUCGUCUCUCUGCGGAUGAGGAAGUACAGGUAAACUUUCACUCCUCCGUUUCUGGAUGUUUCUUUCUCGGUUCCUGGAGACUCGACGUGACUGAAAGUUUGCGUUUAAUUGCUGGAGAAGAUGAAGAGCUGUUGAUUUCCUCUCUGUAACUGCACUAAUCCUGCUUUGUCCAGCUCUUAUUUCCACGACACUACCAACCUGAUCAUUUCCUCUCUGUUCUGUUUGUGUUUCAUUUAAGAAGGAAGAAUUCAUUUAUCAGUAUUUUAAUGAUGGUUUAUCUGAAGCAGGAAGAGCGUCUGUGGGUCUUUGUGUACAAAUUUUCCUCUCGUUUUCUUAUUACUAUUCUUAUUUUAUAUAUUUUUACUUCAGUUUUUUUUUUUAAACACGCUGAUUUUACUCUUUAAGGUGGUUGCCAUUUUUAUUUCGAAAGAAGAAGAAUCUUGAAAAAUCAACUUUGGCACUAAGUGAACCGGUGUAAAUUCCAGCUCUAGAUUUCAAUGUAGAUCAAUGAGGGUUUUCUCCUGUAGCGCUUUGGUUUUACUAUAGUAUCCUCAGCGCUAUAGUAUCUUAACUUUAGUGCGUCAGACUGAAGUACUUCUUUAUACUGUAGUGCAGCUGUAGUGUUAUACUAUAGUAUUUCAUUUUACUGUAGUAUGUAUUUUGUGCUAUAACCCAUAAUUCAGCUGUCUUUGAUGAAUUGGACAGAAGUAGAUUGUUGCAUAGCUGAAAAUCAGAUGAAAUGAGGACGCAAAUGUAUAAAACAGGUGCCUUUUUGUUCUUUUUAUUAUUAUUAUUAUUAUUAUUAUUUGAGAUUAAAUAUUGGAAGGGGGAGCUUAAUUUCUUUUUAUUGUUUUAAAUAUGUUCUGAUUGGGCAUAUUUCGCUUGAUUAAGCAAUGAACCUCUUUAACUCACUAUAUUGGAGUUAUGCUGUUGAAGAAAAUUCAUUAAAUUUGAUUCUGUUUUUCCUC